This is a messenger RNA of Labeo rohita (rohu), 1894 nucleotides long. RefSeq names its product nipsnap homolog 2 (gene nipsnap2). The coding region runs from base 40 to 900 and encodes 286 amino acids. NCBI's taxonomy places the organism in Eukaryota, Metazoa, Chordata, Actinopteri, Cypriniformes, Cyprinidae. The record is from RefSeq and is a predicted model, not a curated record. The transcript has 10 exons. Gene Ontology annotation, cellular component: mitochondrion.
CCCGUUCCUCGCCUGCUGUUUGUGUCCUAUCAGUGGAAGAUGGCGACCAGAGUCCUUCAGACCUCUUGCUCCGGCCUAUAUCAGGCUACAAACAAGGGCCGGGCGAAAGGACACGUUACCGCUGUUAUCAGGGGUCUGUCAGCAUCUAAUAACCGGAAUCGAGAGGACAGCUGGUUUAAAUCACUGUUUGUGAGGAAGGUGGACCCCAGAAAAGACGCUCACUCCCAUCUGUUAGCCAAGAAAGAGGACAACAACUUAUAUAAAAUACAGUUUCACAACGUGAAGCCCGAGUGUCUCGAGGCCUACAACAAACUCUGUAAUGAGGUGCUGCCGUCCAUCCAUAAUGACAAGCAUUACCCGUGUGAGCUGGUGGGCACCUGGAACACCUGGUAUGGAGAGCAGGACCAAGCUGUGCACUUGUGGCGGUACAGAGGAGGAUAUCCAGCUCUGACUGAAGUCAUGAAUAAACUGAGGAAUAACAAGGAGUUCCUGGAGUACAGGAACGAGAGGGGGAAGAUGCUGCUGUCCCGCAGGAACCAGCUGCUGCUGGAAUUCAGCUUCUGGAACGAGCCGGUACCCAGAGACGGACCCAACAUCUAUGAGCUCCGCUCCUACCAGCUGAGACCCGGGACCAUGAUUGAAUGGGGCAACUAUUGGGCGAGAGCCAUCAACUACCGGCAGCACAACCGUGAGGCGGUCGGCGGCUUCUUCUCUCAGAUAGGAGACCUCUAUAUGGUCCAUCAUCUCUGGGCGUAUAAGGAUCUUCAGUCUAGAGAGGACACGAGGAACGCCGCCUGGCAGCACGAGGGCUGGGAUGAAGUUGUUUAUUACACCGUGCCGCUCAUUCAGCACAUGGAGUCCAGGAUAAUGAUCCCGCUGCAAGCGUCUCCACUCCAGUAACGCAUCCAGUUGCAAUCAUCACCGUUAUGUCCCCAUGAGCUCCAGACCAGACCGAGACAUCAGACACUUCCACUGCCGGGAUUAACUCAUGAGGCCAACCGACAUCACAUACAUCACAUUUGUUCUGUCCAUUAAAAUUUGCACCAGCAAACCAAAUUGAAUUCGUAGGAAUGAAGGCUGUUACUGUAAGUUGAGAAAAUCUGUAUUGCUGGUUACGUGAAUGUGUUUCUUGCUAAGCUAGAAAAAACACAGCCGUGGAUCUGUUAAAUUAAGUUUUGUUGGAAUAUUAAAAGGCUUUGUCAGAAGGGCUGUAAAGUGCAUAAGUGUAGAGUAUGAACCCUUUGCAGUUUGGUGGGCAGUGAAUCUUUGAUUCGUCGUAUUUCAACAUAAACAGCAUGCCUUCGUUAGCGCAGACUUGUAUGAACUGAUUGUUGUCAGGAAAACAAACGUUUACUGAUCAGCCUGCUGAGAAAGCACUGUAAAUGUGCUCGAAUGCUGCAGUCUACUCAUGUAUUUAUUGCAUAUUUAUAAGCUGUAAAUAUGAGCCCCCACAUAAAGAUGAUUUAAUGCUAAGUGACAAUGACAAAUACAACAGAGUCCUAUCAAAUAUAAAUGCUCCAUUUGUUUGUUACCAAAGUAGCCUGAAAUUGCCCUCAUUUAAACAAAUCUGUAAAACUGGAGCUGGACAAGCCUCACUGGGGACAGGUUGUGUGCAAAAUUAAAACUUUUUUUAGAAGUUGUUUUUAUUUAGUUGCUGUAUUUUUGUUCUGUUUCUACAUAGACAUGCUUUCCAAUGCCUUUUUUGUGUUGUGAAAUGUCUGCAGUUUCUGGAUGAAGCUGCUCUGAUCGGUAACUCGCUGACAGACUGACUUAGUUUUGUGUGUGAUCGCGGCAUGCUCAGUCUACUGUACACUGAUCCCGUGGGGAUUUAACAGCACAAGAUGUUUCAAAUCAAACCAAUACUGUCAUCAAUAAAUCAUAAAUGAUCAUUCUA